Messenger RNA from Eriocheir sinensis (Chinese mitten crab), 1924 nucleotides. RefSeq lists its product as uncharacterized. The record is from RefSeq and is a predicted model, not a curated record. NCBI's taxonomy places the organism in Eukaryota, Metazoa, Arthropoda, Malacostraca, Decapoda, Varunidae. The transcript has 2 exons. The coding region runs from base 358 to 1566 and encodes 402 amino acids.
ACUCCGAGCAGCGGCAGUCAGUGUGUGAGCGUUGCGCGGGGAGGAUGUACGCGGACUCUGUGCCAUCCGCAUCCACUGACCCUCUGUUGCUUCUCUUUAUCGAGUGAACCUGUGGGUGCCCUUUGGUGAUGCGGACUCGUGCCCUGGCGUGAGGUGCCGCUGGUGUCGUCAGCCCACCAGUGACGGGAGUGCGGGGCAGCGUGAAGUGACGUGCGUUUGUGUUAUUAGUGAAAUCUUGUCUUGACUCGUGCUGGUGAACUCCGUGUGGUUAGCCAUCUGUGCCCUGCUAACGGCGCCGCCCCUAGGGACUCCAGAAGGAUCCUGCUGUGAAAUGGUGUGGCAGUCCGACGCGGCGUGAUGCGGUCAGGCCAGUACAAGCUGACGGGGGCGGGGACCCGCGGGGUCACACCGGACGUCACGUUGGGUCAGUUCCGGUCCAGCCACUGUGACCUGCCGUCCCCUUCGAGCGAAUUCCCACACCUCAACUCCCUGGUGGUGACCAAGAGCAAGCUGACGGACGGCCGCCCCAACAAGAGCUGUGAGAACCUAAGUCUCGGCGGCGGCAGUGCCCGCAGCGCCGUCACCCGCGUGGAGCAGCGCGUCAAGAACCUUCUGCAGCGCGGCGAGUCCCGGCUGCGGCAACACCCGCAGGGCGCCGCCACCGCCGAGGACGUGUGGCAGUAUGGGCAUGUGGUGACGCUACCCCGCCGGCCCCGCCUGUCCCUGGCACUCUCCCACUCCGCCCUCAACCACAUCACCUCUGACACCGCCUCCUGCCUCAGCGCCAGCAGCGGUUACUCCUCCUCCUCCUCCAGUAACUACGGCAGCUUCAAGAGCAACACGUCCAGCAGCUGUUCAACGUUGCCCCGCCACAGGCCCGGUCAGCCGCCCUCCUCCCCGCAUCCCACCCGCCCCGUCACCCUUGUCGACAACCCCAUGUACGACGUGACCCCGUCCUCCUCCCUGCCCCGCCCCAGGUCCCCACCCCCAUCACCGCCCCAACACAUAUACGACGUCACGCCGGACAGUGACUACGACGCGUGUCGGAACGUGUCGCCCCAAGACGACCCUCUGUACGACACCAUCCCUGCCCACUACCACCUCACUGCCCCGCCCGAGCGUCUCCUCACGCCUGACUCUGGCACGCACGGCGGCCUCGACUCCCUGGAAGAGUCCGCCCCGAACUCCUUGGAGUGUGUCGAGCCGCGGGGCACCGAGGACCAGGUUGCGAGGCAGUGCCGCGAGUACUUUGAGCGGCGCCUCAAGAACUCAGAAACCCUCAAGAAGCGGUGGUCCAUGUGCUCCUCGGACUCCGGGGCGGACUCAGGAGACAGCGACGUCUCUCCUCACGGCACGCUGGCCCAGGCGGGCCAGGCACUCCAAAAAUCCUCCCAACGCGUCCCCAGCGAGUCCCAGGAUGCCGCCGCCGCCGCCACGUCGGGGAAGACGCCGCUCGACCACAAGAUGGAAUUCCUUCGCAAAGAAAUCGUGAGUGUUGCCUCCAGUUCUGUUUGGGUUAAAAGGGGGAAGGGGGGCGGGAGGGGAGGGGGAACCAGAGGAGGGUAGCCAGCUUGUGUCAGUCUGAAAGGAUUUCCCGAACCGCGUCCUGCUGCCCACGCAGGCGACCUUGUGGCAGCAACAUCCCGCGCCAUGCCACGCCACCCCGCGCCUCCCCUGCCGUUUGCCACGCCCCACACAGCAGAGGAGGACAGCAGGUCCGGGAGGGGGGGAGAGGUUAGGAGGAAGGAGGUGUUAGUGGCGAGGGGCGAGGGGGGGAGGAGAGGGGGCGGAGGGGGAGGCUGUAAUUUCUACCGCGAUGCCCCACUGGCCGCCCCGCAUUCCUCUCCACUCGAGGGGAACCAUAACCCCCGCCCCCCCUGAGGAAAACACGACGACUUGCUGCUGGGGGGAGGGGGGAAUCAUU